This is a messenger RNA of Mytilus trossulus (common blue mussel), 1367 nucleotides long. RefSeq lists its product as uncharacterized. The transcript has 4 exons. The record is from RefSeq and is a predicted model, not a curated record. Bases 101 to 850 code for a protein of 249 amino acids. NCBI's taxonomy places the organism in Eukaryota, Metazoa, Mollusca, Bivalvia, Mytilida, Mytilidae.
ACGAGAGAUGUCUGUGACCUAAUAGAUGUUAGGGACUUUCUAUACAUAUAUAAACCAACACAUAUAAUCAAAGAAUAAGGUUAUCAUUUUGAAAAGGAACAUGGAACAUUUGCAAAAAUUUGUGUCGAACAAAUUUACUUUAACUUUAUGUUUUGGUGGCAUAAGUGCACUCACCGCCUUUACAAUAUUGCGAAAUAAGAAGGAAAAAAAUUCUCAAAAGAAAGGAAAAUUAUAUUUUCAUUCAGUUUUUCGGUCUAAUAGAUGUAUAUGGCUUCUAAGAGAAUUAAAUGCUUUAGAAGACUAUGAACUGAUUGAUGUCGAUGUUUGGGAUAAAACUUCGAAUGAAAGCAAGAGUUACACAGAAACAGUUCACCCACACACAACAGUACCUGCUUUACAAUAUGAUGACUUAACUCUACUGGAAUCUGGAGCUAUUUGUAUGCAUUUGGCCGAAAAAUACAACAGCUUGAUACCAACAGACUUAGGAGAGCUAUACAAUAUUUUGUUUUAUGUCUGUGCGACAUUGGAUGAGGUUCAGGAAAAAUUGUUUGUUCAAUUUUUCUUCAACGAAAAAAAUGGAACUGAGGACAAAAAUGAAAUUGAACAUGCAACACAAAAAUUUAAUGCAUGUGCUAAAUAUCUAGUAACAUGUCUGCGUGAAAAGGAAUAUAUCUGUGGUGACAAAUUUUCAGUUGCAGACUGUGUAUUGGGUUAUAAUAUGUGGUGGGCAUCAGAAAUGAAAGAAGGGAUUCUAAUCCAGAAGUACCCAGAGUUACUGUCCUACUUAGAAAGACUGAAAAGUCGUCCAGCAUUUCAACAGACAUGGGCGAGUUCUAAACCUGUCGUGUAAUUACUUUUGUUAACCCAAUUGUACCCCAAUCCAAGUUCCAGCAGACCAUUUUUAUCCAAUCAAUUUGUCAUAGAAGAUCAUAAAGAUUUUCUAGAAUUUACAGGGAAAAGUGGCAAAGCAGUUGAGUGGGGAUAUUCUCAAAGUCGGAUGGAUUGUCUAAAACUUUACAGGGAAAGGUGGCAAAUUACGCAGUUGAGUAGGGGGGGUUCUCAAAGUCGGGCGAAGUAGUACAUUUCGCAUUCCGUAUUUGUAAGCCAAACAAUUUCGGCUUUAAGAAUCUCUUCGAUUGCAAUUGUAUUUCAACAACCGUUUUCGCUCUCCUUAAUCUUUUAGACAGUUCAUUCAAUAUUAAAGAGAAUUGGCAAGUGAGGAUGGUCUACUGGAAUACUAGAUGAAAAAAUAAAACCGGUGAAACUGAAUUUCGAACAUGCUUUUAAAUAACAUUGAUCUUUGUCUUGUUAAAUAUAUUUAAAUAACUUAUUCUCAUGUGUAAGUGUUGGUCAUAUGCGUGACAUCG